This is a messenger RNA of Eupeodes corollae, 5404 nucleotides long. It is a transcript of the gene Usp2, whose product is annotated as ubiquitin carboxyl-terminal hydrolase Usp2. The record is from RefSeq and is a predicted model, not a curated record. Lineage: Eukaryota; Metazoa; Arthropoda; Insecta; Diptera; Syrphidae. The coding region runs from base 579 to 3518 and encodes 979 amino acids. Gene Ontology annotation, molecular function: cysteine-type deubiquitinase activity. Gene Ontology annotation, biological process: protein deubiquitination. Gene Ontology annotation, cellular component: cytoplasm. The transcript is spliced from 11 exons.
ACAGUCAGUUGUGUUUUAUGUCUUGUUUACAAAAUACAAAAUAUUGUUGAAAGCAAUCGCUUCACUCACUGUUCCAAAGUACUUAGUCCGUCCGUUCGUUCGUUGCGUCGUCGUGUUAAUGGUCUUCAACUUCAAGAACAACAAAAAGAAAUAGAAUAAUAACAAAAAACAAAAGAUUGCGAAACUAACCAGUAACAACACAACAAAUCAACUCUUACCUUAACUACCAACUUUGCAAUACCUCGAAACCACUCAACGAUACUCUCAAAGUAUAAACAUCUUAACUCACAACUAAAAUAAGAUAAGGAAAGCAAAAAUAUAUAAAACAAGAAUUAAAAAACAAAAAAAACUAAUCAUAGAUCAAACUGGAAAAGAUACCGAACCACACAAAAAUAAAAAAAAAAUAUAUAAAUGCUUAGAUUUUAGAUAAAAAACAAUUUUCAAACUAGUCAAUAAUAAUUUCAAAAAAAAAAUAAAGAAGAAGCAAAUAAACUUAAAAAAAAUAACAUCAUAGUCCUCCAAUCAUCACCACCGCCGCCAUCACCAUCGCCAACAAUCACACAAAAUACUCACAUAAUAUGCCUGUAAUUUCGCCCAGAAGAUUAACUUCAUCAACCAGUGGAAGUUUGUAUAUACCACAAACAACCAGUGGCACAUAUUCCUCGAGCCUGACAAACAAAUCCACAACCGGAACCGGAUCCAGUGCGCUCUCUUCGUCUUCGUCUUCUUCCACAAGUGGCUACAGUUCAACCUACCGAAGCAACGGAUACACAAAAAGCCCAUCAACGACCUAUUCGAGCAGCUCCUUCUAUCCUGGAUCAUAUUUAUCUCGUGGAGCUUUAUCUUCCUCAUAUCGUGCCAGUUCGUACCUGACCGGCGGAAAUAAUGAUACAACAACAGCAUCGAGUCGAUUUGGACAAAAACGUAGUGUUGAGGCUAAAAUCACUACAAUCUCCUCCAACAACACCAACUCCACGACGACAACCCAGACAACUUCUGCCGCAGCUGGCACAACCACAACAACUUCCAAAAAUCCAAAUACAAAUCCAACUUCAAACCAAUCAACAACAAAAACAACAACACCACCAAAAACAUCAGCGAAAGCUGAUAAUCAACAAUUCUUUCUAAUUUCCGCCUUCAAGGAUCAGAACUUUCUUAAAAAAGAAUGUGAAUUGGCGCGCUCGCAAGUCUCUCGUUCGAGACAAAGAUUCGAAUUGGAAAACGGCAUUGAUGACGACAACAAUAACAAUAUUAUCAACAACAAUAUCGAUGACAGUCAAUGUGUCAAUAAUAAUGAAAAUGGUGGCUCGCCAUUAGCAAGAAAGGCAAGUAGCAUUGUCACUAACAUCCAUGACAAUCAUAAGCUACAGGGUGUGAACUCCGCCGCUGCUGCUGUUAAGCAUCAGCCCUCGAUAAAGCCCCUAAUUCAUCGUGCCCCAAUUAGUAGUAGUAACAACAAUAGGUUUUUGUUGUCAAGAUUGCCCGCCAACAACAACAUGCAUUGUCUGCAUUCAAAUUCGGAACUGUUGGAUGACAUUAAGUACAUCGACAGCGAUGACACCGAACGUCAACAACAGCAACAUCAACAGCAGCAAUUACAACAAAGACAGCACAAACCGAAACUCCGACCAAAAUCUUCCAUUAUUUCCUCGUCCAAUCAGAGUUUGCUCUUCGAAAAGGUCAACCCGUACAAGUAUCAGAAUGGAACGUUGCUCUCCUCGUCCCCGCCGGUCUCAUCGUCGGCACCCACAUCGACAACAUCGACAGCGACCUCAUCGCCGUCCUCAACGCUGCCAUUGAUGGGUGGACGCAGGUGCGACACGUCUAGUAUUAAGGCAUCAAUUGAGAAGUUCAAUACGCUGGCAGAAGCCAAACGUCUACCGACCAGAUGUAGCACCACCAACUUACAACUAUCCAACGAUUAUGAUAGGCGAGUCCCACUGCGGGAGCGAUCGGCGUCUCCGGCCACGAGUAGCAGCACGGCCACAACCCGAGGCUCCAGCAUCACAUCGAACCUGGCCGCUAGUAAUAGCACGAGCAGUGGCAGCAUAGCCAGCAAUAAUCUGAUCCUAAGAAAUCGUAGUACCGAAUCGUCGCCAUCACAUUCGCCAAAACAUCUGCGAAAAACCUCGAUCACUACAUUCACAGGUGGUCUCAAUGGAAGUACAUCGAAUUUGGUGAAAAGUAGCGUCACCUAUGACAAAGUAACACUAACUACGGUGUCAAUGCUAAGCUGUCCAACGCCAACACUUUCAACAGUCACCUCGAGGACGAUAUCGAUAGAGAAAAAAAUACCGCCAUCAGCGCCAUCUGCAUCGUCUUCUUCUUCGUCGCCAUCGAAUAAAAAUUCUGACAUUGAUGAAAGUGUUCGGAAUACUUCCUCACUACGGAGUACCCUUCCACCAAUAUCACCGAAACCAACACGUGAUUGGGAUCGUGACAGCAGCACAUCAUCGAUUUUAUCUAGUCGAAAUCUAUCGGAUGAUUAUUCGUCGUCAUCAUCGAGAAAACUAUCCCCAGAACAAGAAGGAUUAUGUGGACUGAGAAAUAUCGGCAAUACAUGUUUUAUGAAUUCUGUUAUUCAAUGUCUAAGUCACACCAGCGAGCUAACCAAAUUUCUAAAAACACAAAACGGUGUAAGAUCCUCAUCGUCGAAGGAUCAACAAAUUUUAAGCGAGUUUGCCAAAUUAAUACGUGAAAUGUGGACUUCAAACGUAAAUACCGUUACACCGAGUGAGCUUAAAAGAGCAUUUUCAAGCAAACACAGAAUGUAUAGUGAUUAUAAUCAACAAGAUGCGCAAGAGUUUUUGCGUUUCUUCCUUGAUUCUUUGCACUCUGCAUUAAACUCAGGCGUAAAAGGUGACCUUUUAAAAAUUGAUGAAAGUUUAAGUGACAACCGAAAGGCUGAUAUAACAUGGGAAUGGUAUGCAAAGGCAGAAAACUCUGUCAUCCGUGAUUUAUUUGUUGGCCAAUUAAAAAGUACACUAAGAUGUACCGUUUGUGGCAAUACAAGUGUAACCUUCGAUCCUGUUUGGGAUUUGAGUGUGCCACUGCCCUCGUCGUCACGGUGUAAAUUAGAAGCCUGCUUGGAUCUUUUUAUCCGCGAAGAAAUUCUCGAUGGAGACGAGAUGCCAACCUGUUCAAAAUGCCAAACACGACGGAAAAGUACGAAAAGCUUUACAAUUCAACGAUUUCCGAAGUAUUUGGUUAUCCAUCUGAAACGCUUCUCAGAAACACGAUGGAGUAAAAUGUCGAAUAUUGUGGAAUUCCCUACUGGCGAGCGAGAAUUGAAUAUGGGUCCUUAUGGAUCUAAUUCAAGUACAAAUGUUUAUUAUUCUUUGUAUGCAAUUUCAAAUCACAUGGGUUCAACAGCAGGUGGACAUUAUGUAGCAUUGUGUAAACAUCCUAAUACCAAAAAAUGGCAUGAGUUUAAUGACAAUGUUGUCAGCAGUGAAUUGACAGAAAGUCAUUUAGUGUCAUCUAGUGCCUACAUUUUGUUCUACGAACGAGCAAAUUAAAAAAUAAAAAUAAAAACAUCCACACACAACAUUUAAAAAAUAAAAAAUAAAAACAAUAAAAGAAAGCGGCAAUAUUAAUCACAAAGACAUCCCUUGUCUCGUUCAUCAUUAUUUUCGCACAGUCAGCGACGAAAUAUUGAAGAUCACUUAAACAACAACAACGCCGAUCAAGCGUUGUCACAGCGAAAGAUUCAAAAUAAUUUUAAAUUCAAAAGAAAUCAAUAUCACGACCGACAAGAAAAUGUUGUUGUUGCAUUUCCCGAAUCUAUAUUUUAUACAUCAAAUAAAACAUUCAAUCCAUUUGAUCCAAGAACUCAUCGCAAUGAUGAUGGUAGUGUGAGGUUGAAAAGCUUCAACAACAACAACAAACAACAUCAUCUCAAGCAUCAAGAACCUAUUUAUCUUAUGAACUUUCUGCUUGGAAUUAUAUUUUAUGCAAUAUUUUUUACAUCAUGUUAUUAUUUCUUUUUUUAAAAUUAUGGCAGACAAGUUUAAAUAAAUAAAUAAAUUUAAAUAAAACUUAAACUUAAUUUAAAACAAAAAAAGAAAACAAAACUACAUUUGUUGUUCAAUCCUUUUAUGAUUUAUAAUUGUUAUUUGUUGUAUUCUUUAUUUUGUAUAAUUUAUUAAUAAUAAUUUAUUCUAUUAUUUUAUUAUAUUUUUUUUGCACACACAAAAUAACAAUGUUUUUAUUUUUGUUAAAAUAAUAAAAAACGAUCAAACAUCUAAAUAUUUAUAAAAACAUUUUUAAUUCUAAUCUGAUGAACCAAAGACUUUUUGAAAAGAAGUAAAUAUAUGUAUGAUUAAAAAUAUAUAAAAACAUAAACUUAUAAUUUAAAAAACCUUAGACUUAUAAGUUGAUUAAAACAAAACAAAAGAAAGAACACUAAAAAUAGAAAUCGAUUUUCUUUGAUGCCACAAAAGCCAUUUACCAAAAUAGUAAAGAAUCGAAAAAUAUGUAAUAAAUAUUAAACAAAAUAAAGUAAAUUAAAAAAAAAAACAUGCGAAACAACAAGUUUUAUUAAGUGCAAUUAAUAAAAUCUAAGAAUAGUUAAAAAAAGCAAACAAACAAUAAUAAAAUAGCAAACUAAGAAAUACAAUUUAAAUUUAAAAAAAAGAAAAGAAAUUAACCAAAAUUGUGUAUCAAAUUUUAACAUCAAAGCUGAAAAAUAAUACGAACUAAAAUAAUAUUUCCAAAACAAAAAUAAACAAAAGAAUGUACGGAAUGUCGAAAACUAAUUAACAACAAAAACUUUAUUUAUUUUUAUUAAAUAAAACAACAACAGAAAAAAAACUAAAACUAAAAAUAAAACAGAAUUAAAAAUAAUACGAAAAUGUAAAAUUAAUUUUAAAUAAAAUAAAAAAGUGCUUUAGAAGUUUAAGUUUUAAAAUGUAAAUAUAUUAAAAAAAAGGAGUCAACAUUUUUAUUUGUCUUAUUUUAUGUUAUUGCUUUUGUUUUUUGUUUCUGUUAUUAUUUAUAUAUAUAAACAAAAAAUCUUUAAUGAUGAAUAAAAAGAAAGUUUAUUUAUUGUUUGGUUAUAAUAAUGUCGCAUGUGAUUUUUAUUGUUAUUUCAACGGAAGUCAUAUAAUGUUUUUAUUUUUAACUUUCAACAAGAGAUUUAGUAUCCAUUAAAAGGUACACAGUAACACUUAAAUACAUUAACAAGAUACUCAUUACAUACUGACAUUUUGGAACAGUGGUUUUUAAACAUCAACCAACAAGAAAAACACCCGACGCAUAUUCAAAAAGCUAAAUAAUACAAUUUUUCAACUCUCUACUAUCCACAUUUUUAUGAACUUUAGAUUAUAAAUUAAUAUAUAAUUCAUGAAUAUAAAAAGAAAAAAAAAGUACUAAUAAAAAGAAACUAAUUAUUUUGUCGUAAAAA